Alligator sinensis (Chinese alligator) is the source of this 1903-nucleotide messenger RNA. It is a transcript of the gene STUB1, whose product is annotated as STIP1 homology and U-box containing protein 1. Gene Ontology annotation, biological process: positive regulation of proteolysis; proteasome-mediated ubiquitin-dependent protein catabolic process; protein quality control for misfolded or incompletely synthesized proteins. The transcript is spliced from 6 exons. The record is from RefSeq and is a predicted model, not a curated record. Gene Ontology annotation, cellular component: cytoplasm; Z disc. The coding region runs from base 345 to 1043 and encodes 232 amino acids. Gene Ontology annotation, molecular function: ubiquitin protein ligase activity; protein-folding chaperone binding. NCBI's taxonomy places the organism in Eukaryota, Metazoa, Chordata, Crocodylia, Alligatoridae.
GGUGUCCCCGUGAUACUGUAGAUGUUAACAUAAGCAACACUGAGGAAAAAGAGUUUUUGUAAAAAUGGUGCAAUAUACAUAUCUGCAUAAUGAGAUCCAGUAACAAGCAAAGGUCAAAGUAAGCUAAAUAUCAAGGCUGAGUGCAGCCUAGUAGACUGUAUAUAAUGGCCCAGGAGAGUAGUGGAAAGUGGUCGCACACCAGGAAGCCUCCCAGCCCCAGCGGUUAGGGAAGUCUGGGGGCUGGUGUUGCCCUGGGUUGCCCCUAAUGCACACAGGUCUCCUUCCAGAACCGCAAUCCCUUGGUGGCUGUGUAUUACACCAACCGGGCCUUGUGCUACCUGAAGAUGCAGCAGCACGAUAAAGCCCUGGCAGACUGCAAGCAUGCACUGGAGCUAGACAGCCAGUCUGUAAAGGCCCACUUCUUCCUGGGGCAGUGCCAGAUGGAGAUGGAGAACUAUGAUGAGGCCAUCGCUAACCUGCAGAGGGCCCACAAUCUUGCCAAGGAGCAGCGGCUGAAUUUUGGGGAUGACAUUCCAAGUGCCCUGAGGAUUGCCAAGAAGAAGCGCUGGAACAGCAUUGAGGAGAAACGGAUCAACCAGGAAAAUGAGUUGCACUCCUAUCUGACCAAACUCAUCAUGGCUGAGAAGGAGAGGGAGCUGGACGAAUGCCGAAGGACACAGCAAGAGGAAAACAUGGAUGAAAACCGGGGCAGGGCUCAACUGGCCAGCAUUGAAGCCAAACAUGACAAAUACCUGGCAGAUAUGGACGAGCUCUUCUCUCAGGUGGAUGAGAAGAGGAAGAAGCGGGACAUCCCUGACUACCUGUGUGGAAAGAUCAGUUUUGAACUGAUGCGAGAGCCCUGUAUCACGCCCAGCGGGAUUACCUAUGACAGGAAAGAUAUAGAGGAACAUCUCCAGCGUGUGGGACACUUUGAUCCUGUGACCCGAAGCCCUUUGACCCAGGACCAGCUGAUUCCCAACCUUGCUAUGAAAGAGGUGAUAGAUGCGUUCAUAUCAGAAAAUGGUUGGGUAGAAGAUUAUUGACAGAAGAGUGAAGUUGGCUUGACUGGAUUCUCUCUGCAGCCCCAGCUGUGGCAGCACAGGCAUGUCCUGCUGCAGACUGCUCUUCAAGCUUGCUGGGCUGGCACCAUGCCUUACUCACUCUCCGUCUGUCUCUCUCUUCUUGGAUGUCUGGAGAUCCAUUGGCAGUGCUGGACUAAGGGUGUUUUCAUAUCAUCUCCCUGAAACCACAGCUGGGCUAGACCAUCUGGAGCAGGAGUAUGAAGGAACCUCCCAGCUUCAUUCUUCCACUGGGUUCUUUGCAACAUGGUAGGCUGGAGCAAGACCACCUUAUGGGGGCGGGGAGUACAUGUCAUGAAGAUGGCUCCCCUGGAAAGCACUUUGGGAGGAGCAGGGGCUGUGCGUGGCCAACCAGCAUCACUGCUUCUCAUCAUCUGCCUCCACAUCUCAGCUGUAGAGAAGGGCCCUCCUCCACAUCACAGCAAUCAGCUCUCCAGAGAGUUCCCUCCAGCCCUCACCCAGCAGAAACCCUGCUCCUGGAGGUAUGCAGAAGCCUCCCAGUGGUAGUGAGGGCCAGGGAUGAGCUGCCCUCUCCCCCUCCCUCUGAAUGUACAUACUUGGUGUUCCCGUGGCACUACAUCUCCCUGCUGUCCAGCGUAGCUCUGAAUGUUGCCCUGUAAAUAGCCACAUGCUGGGGAGAGGGCAGACAAUGGAUGGUAAGUUAUGGAGACAUUGACUUGGCUGAGGCUUGUACUGGGAAAGCACUGUUCCACAGGAUGGGGGCUGGGAAUUGCUGGAGGCCCAGGGCUGUUAGUUCCCCAUUAAACACUUGGAUUUAAGUUCAUUUUUUUUUUGUUCUAAUUAAAACCCUUUAAAAAAACCAA